Molecule: messenger RNA, 1839 nt
Organism: Macrosiphum euphorbiae (potato aphid)
Lineage: Eukaryota; Metazoa; Arthropoda; Insecta; Hemiptera; Aphididae
Source: the annotation of a GenBank genome assembly
AUGAUUUAUUUAAAUAUUAAAUCAUUGAAUAAUGCUGCACAGUCACCAUUUUUACACACUAAUGUAUUUCCAUUAACAAAUGAAGAUUACAUGAGAAGAUGUGCACCAGUUGUAAUUUGUAAUCCAAACUAUAAGUAUAGAACUUUCAACGGAUCAUGCAAUAAUUUAAAAGUACCUACAUUGGGCGCAUCUAAUACUCCAUUUAUCAGACUCCUCAAUGCUGAGUAUAGUGAUGGUAUUUAUAAAUUUCGACAACAAUCAAAUGGAUCACAGUUACCAGGAGCUAGAGAAAUUAAUACACAAUUAUUUUUGAAUAAUCAGUGGUUAGACGAUGAUGAACUGAAUGUACUCUUAAUGCAAUGGGGACAAUUUAUAGCUCAUGAUAUAACUCUCUUAAAACCAGACAUUUCUGUUGAAAAUUGUUGUGCAGUUCAAAAUGUAUCCAAAAUACCAACUCAAUGUCAAAACGUAAUUGAUAUACCUAUAAAUGAUCCCAUUUAUUUAAAUAAUAACAAGACAUGCAUGUCAUUUAACCGUGCAGUAACAUCGGCUAAUUUCAGUUGUCCAUUGAUGCCAGCUACAUUUAUGGUCGAAGUCUCUCAAUAUAUUGAUGGAUCUCAAAUUUAUGGAUCUAGUGAUACAGUAGCGAUGGGGCUGAGAUCAUUGAUAAACGGAAAACUCCGAUCAGAUAUUGUUAAGGGUAACCAAAAUGCUGGAGUAGAAGAAUUUUGUCCACAAGUGAAUCGAACAACUUUGCAAUGUGAUUCAUCAACAAAUUCUAGAGUUUGCUUUCAAGCUGGGGAUAUUCGCAUAAAUCAAAAUUUGGGAAACGCACUUCUUCAUAAUUUAUUCUUGAGAUUUCAUAACCAUUUAGCAUCUAAGCUGUUUUACAUGAACCAAUUUUGGACCGAUGAAAUGCUUUAUCAAGAAACUAGAAGGAUUAUUGGAGCAGUGAUUCAACACAUUACUUACGAUCAUUAUUUACCAAUUAUAUUAGGAGAAACGUACACAGAGUAUUAUGGUUUAUUUACUCCUCAAACAAUAUACAGUGAUAGUAUAAAUCCAUCUACAUCGUUAGAAUUUGCAGCUAGUUCAUUUCGAAUACUUCAUAAUCAAAUUCCAGCGAAAUUAAACUUCAUAGAUGAAAUAUACAAAGUUGCAUUUCAAGUUAAUUUAACAGAUUGGAUGGAUAGACCUGAUUUGUUAGCUAUGGGAAAAAAUGUUGAUUGGUUAAUAAGAGGACUUGUUGAAACUACAGGUCGUGAAUAUCAAGCAUCAUAUAAUCAAUUGAUUUCGAAUUUUCUUUUUCGCUCUAAUUUGCCCGACAUUACUGGGCAAGAUUUAUUAUCUAUUGAUAUACAGCGAGGGCGAGAUGUCGGUUUACCAGUAUAUAAUCAAGUCAGAUCAAUUUGUGGAAUAUCACGGGCCAAUUCGUUUGAUGAUUUAUUGGAUUUAAUACCUUUUAAAGCAAUACAAAUAUUAAAAACACUUUAUGCAACGGUACACGACGUAGACUUACAUGUUGGAGCAUUACUUGAGAUGCCAGAAGAAGGAUCCAUGGUUGGACCUACUACUAGAUGCAUAUUAUCUGAUAGCUUUUUUAGGUAUAAGUAUGGAGAUCGCUUUUUUUACGAUGUACAAGGACAACCUGGUAGUUUUUCACAAGAACAACUAAAAACGAUAAAGCAAAUUAACUUAGGCCAUGUCAUAUGCGCUACAACUAAUUUAUUUACUCUACCUUUAGAUGUUUUUAAAAGUUUACACGAUUUUUCUUCGAUUAAAUGGAAUUGUGAUGAACAUUUCAAAAUAGAUCUAGAAGCAUGGAGAGAAUUCAAGUGA